Sporothrix brasiliensis 5110 is the source of this 594-nucleotide messenger RNA. RefSeq lists its product as uncharacterized. Gene Ontology annotation, biological process: retrograde vesicle-mediated transport, Golgi to endoplasmic reticulum; intracellular protein transport; intra-Golgi vesicle-mediated transport. Bases 1 to 594 code for a protein of 197 amino acids. NCBI's taxonomy places the organism in Eukaryota, Fungi, Ascomycota, Sordariomycetes, Ophiostomatales, Ophiostomataceae. The record is from RefSeq and is a predicted model, not a curated record. Gene Ontology annotation, cellular component: COPI vesicle coat. The transcript has a single exon.
AUGGCGCCCGGGCUGUCGCUUUACUCGGUCAAGGCCGUCAUGAUCCUGGCCGACGACGGCUCGCGGGUCUUUGCCAAGUACUACACGCCGCCCCACCAGCCAGCGACGGGGGCGCCCGGGUCGACGACAAACCCAUUUGCGGACGUCAAGGCGCAGAAGACGUUUGAAAAGGGGCUCCUGGAGAAGACGGCCAAGCAGAACUCGGACAUCUUGCUGUACGACAACCACAUUGUGCUGUACAAGGCCGAGUCGGACGUGACCAUGUAUGUGGUCGGAAGCCCCGACGAGAACGAGGUGCUGCUCUACAACGUGGUCCUGACGAUCCGCGACUCGCUGCACCUGCUUCUCAAGCAGUCGAUCGACAAGCGCACGCUUGUGGAGUGCUACGACAUCCUGGCACUGGCGAUGGACGAGAUCAUCGACGACGGCGUCAUCCUCGAGACGGAUCCCAGCAUUGUGGUCACGCGCGUCAGCAAGGCACCUACACAGGACGUCAACAUUGGCCGCAUCGACCCCUUCAGCGAGCAGGGCGUUAACCAGCUGGCACAGAUGGGCCGGAACAAGAUUUCAGACUGGCUGCGGCAGGGUCUGUAG